This is a messenger RNA of Acanthosepion pharaonis, 1533 nucleotides long. The record is from the annotation of a GenBank genome assembly. NCBI's taxonomy places the organism in Eukaryota, Metazoa, Mollusca, Cephalopoda, Sepiida, Sepiidae.
AUGAAAGGGUGUGAAAGAGAGUGUAAAAUUAUUAGCGUUAAAAUAUUUCAUUCAUGUUUUGUUAUUUUUUUUUUUCACGGAUUUGUUCAUUUAUUGACUGACUUAACUUUUUCCGUUUUUUCAUCUUUUCUUAUUUCUUUCGGUAUUUUUCUUUUUCUUUCUUUCUUUAUAUUUUUUUGUUUUUGUUUCUCUUACUAUCUUGGUUUCUUUUUUUCUCUUCUCUCUCUCUUUUCUCUCUUUCUUUUUUCUCUUUUAUCUUUUUUCUUUUGUUCUCUUUUCUCUCUUUUCUCUCUUCUCUCUUCUCUCUUCUUCUCUCUCUUUUCUCUCUUUUUCUCUCUUUUCUCUCUUUUUUCUCUCUCUCUCUCUCUUUUUCUCUCUUUUCUCUCUUUUCUCUUUUUUCUCUUUUCUCUCUUUUUCUCUCUUUUCUCUCUUUUCUCUCUUUUCUCUCUUUUUCUCUCUUUUCUCUCUUUUUCUCUCUUCUCUCUCUCUUUUCUCUCUUUUCUCUCUUUUCUCUCUCUCUCUCUCUUUUCUCUCUUUUCUCUUUCUCUCUUUUUUUCUCUCUUUCUCUUCUCUCUUUUCUCUCUUUUCUCUCUUUUCUCUUUUUUUCUCUUUCUCUCUUCUCUCUCUUCUCUCUCUCUUUUCUCUCUUUUUCUCUCUUCUCUCUCUCUUUUCUCUCUUUUUCUCUCUUUUCUCUCUUCUCUCUCUUUUCUCUCUUUUCUCUCUUUUUCUCUCUUUUCUCUCUUUUUCUCUCUUUUCUCUCUUUUCUCUCUUUUCUCUCUUUCUCUCUUUCUCUCUUCUUCUCUCUCUCUUUUCUCUCUUUUCUCUCUUCUCUCUCUCUUUUCUCUCUUUUUCUCUCUUUUCUCUCUUCUCUCUCUCUUUUCUCUCUUUUUCUCUCUUUUCUCUCUUUCUCUCUUUUCUCUCUUUUCUCUCUUUUUCUCUCUUCUCUCUCGCUUUUCUCUCUUUUUCAAACUCUCUUUUCUUUCUUUCUUUCUUUCUUUCUUUUUUUCUUUCUUUCUUUGGUUCGUUCGUUCGUUCCUUCUUUCAUUUUUUCUUUCUCUUUUUUGUUUUUCCCUGUUUGCUUGUCCUUCUUUGUUUCUUUUCUCUUUCUCAUAUUCUUCCAACUUUCUUUUUCAUCUACGUUUCUUCAUUCUUUCUUUCUUUCUUUCUUUCUUUUCUCCAUUUAUCUUUCUUUUUUCCAUCUACCUUUCUUUCUGUUUUCUUCCUUUUCUGGGUCUAUACUUUCUCCCUCUUUUUUUUCCUCUUCUUUGUUCAUUUUUUCGUUCUCAUAAUCAGGCAUCUUUUUUCUCUCCGAUGUUUCUUUCUUUCUUUCUUUCUUUUCCUUUUUUCUUUCCCAUAUUCAUCCAUCUUUCUUUUUUUCAUCUCCUUUUCUUUCUUUGUUUCAUUCUUUCUUCUCCUUUGUGUGUUACAUUCUUUUAUCUUAUUUCUGUAUCUCCAUUUUCCGUACGUUAUUUUGUUUGUCAUAAUUUUUCCUUGAAGAAAAUUUUCUUAUUUCUUAACAUCUUUUCAUUUUAA